AUGACUCCCCCGAUGGAGAUGCGGCCAACGCUCGCCGUUGAGGAGGCUACCGAAAUGACGGCUUCUCAGCAAGUGCUAAAAAAUGGAUUUAAUCUCGUAGAAAGUACAGAGGCUGGCAUCCCUUCGACAAACGCUGAUAUCAUGGCCUCGCGGUUGUCGAGAGCGCAUCGUGACUUCCUCCUGGAGCAUCAUGGCACAUUAGAACUCGAUCCCAUCCCCAGCAUGGACCCCGCAGACCCUUACAACUGGCCAUCGUGGAAGAAAAUUACGAAUCUUGUUCUAGUGGCGUUCCAUGCGUGUAUGGGAACAUUUGCCGCUGCAGGUAUCAUUCCGGCCUACGAAACCAUUGCCCAAGAUUUCAACGUUUCCCUCCACCAAGUCACUUAUUUGACCUCCAUUCAAAUUGCUGUUUUGGGUGGCGCUCCCUUGUUCUGGAAGCCACUUUCGAAUAGAUAUGGCCGACGGCCGAUUUUCCUCCUCUCCUUAAUCUGUAGUUUAGUUUGCAACAUCGGCUGUGCAAAAGCCCCAGAUUAUGCAUCAACCGCAGCAUGCAGAGCCCUACAGGCUUUCUUCAUCUCUCCAGCUUCAGCUAUUGGGAGCGGUGUUGUGAUGGAAACUUUUUUUAAGAAGGACCGAGCGAGGUACAUGGGAGUUUGGACCCUGCUCGUGACUCUGGGGAUCCCAUGUGGUCCUUUUAUUUUCGGUUUUGUUACCUACCGCGCAGGAUACAGAUGGAUUUUCUGGAUCCUUACAAUUAUCAACGGAGUACAGUUCAUCCUGUAUUUCUUCUUUGGACCCGAGACACGUUAUAUUGGCACCAACGACGAUCCCAAGGAACCUGUCUGGAAGAGAGAGUAUCUCCAAAUUCGCCGGAUUGACCCCACGCCUCUUUCUUGGUAUGAGUUUAUUAAGCCUCUGGGAUUGUGUGCGCGUCCUUGUGUUAUGGUGCCAGCUGCCUCGUACGCAAUGAUCUUUUUGCUGUGUAAUGUCCUGGCCACUGUUGAAGUUCCCCAACUGCUGCAGGCCAGGUUUGGCCUGAAUGCAGAACAACUAGGCCUCCAAUUCCUGGGUCCCAUUAUCGGUUCUGUGAUCGGUGAGCAGCUAGGUGGCCAUUCGUCAGAUUUGUGGAUGAGCCACCGCGCAAAGCGAUCUCAACGCAAACCAGAGCCAGAGUACCGACUUUGGCUCAGUUACCUAGGUUAUGCCUGCGCCAUUGUCGGUAUCAUUGUCUUCCUCGUGUGCACCGCACAGUCCGCAGAGGGCAAGUGGAACGUAGCCCCCAUUAUUGGCAUCGCCAUCGCUGCCGCUGGUAACCAACUUGUGACCACGGUCCUCAUCACGUAUGCGGUGGACUGCCAUCCCGAGGAUGCCUCAAGCGUGGGUGUCUGCAUCACGUUCGUCCGCCAGAUCUGGGGUUUCCUCGGACCAUUCUGGUUCCCGGAUAUGUUUGAAAGCGUUGGAAUUGCUGCUAGUGCUGGUGUGUGUGUUGCGCUCAUGGUUGGUGUCAGUGUCAUCCCGACUAUUUUCCUUCAAUGGAAGGGACGGUCAUUUCGCCCGUUGCAGGAGUAG
This is a messenger RNA of Aspergillus ochraceoroseus IBT 24754, 1569 nucleotides long. Its product is annotated as putative MFS transporter. NCBI's taxonomy places the organism in Eukaryota, Fungi, Ascomycota, Eurotiomycetes, Eurotiales, Aspergillaceae. The coding region runs from base 1 to 1569 and encodes 522 amino acids. Gene Ontology annotation, molecular function: transmembrane transporter activity. Gene Ontology annotation, biological process: transmembrane transport. The record is from RefSeq and is a predicted model, not a curated record. The transcript is spliced from 6 exons.